AUGCCAUCAACUAGAGUGCCCUUCGAGCCCGACAGCCUACAUGACCGGAACACCACCCUCUGUCUUGCUUGCGCCUGCUCCUUGCCUCCCCUGAAGGCUGGAUCAACCGACAGCAAGCUACACAUCACCGAGUGCUGCCAGAGUCCCAUCUGCCCGUCAUGUAUCUCCAAGAAUCCACGAUUAGCACGGUAUAAUCCGUGUCUGUCCUGUCUCGGAGGAGUUGGUGUGGUUGCAUCUGGAUCAGGAUCUGGUGCGGCAGCCUCAAUGAAGACGUUGAUGUCACCGAGGACGAACAUACAUGGUGCAGUGAGACAUGAAGACACGUUUGUUCUCGGCGACGACGACGACGAUGAAGACGAAGACGAGGGCAAUGAGGAGAAAGGCGAGUAUCCAAUGGGUGCCGAGCAUUCAGAGGCGAACGCGUCACCUCCGGCAUACAAAGAGGCACCAGCAGUCGCUAAUUCCGGGGUCGAGGUCCAGCCUAGGGCCGCUGUAUCAGCAGAAGAACAUCCACCUCCAAGUGGCAAUGUAGAGGGAACUAAGACAACGCCUUAUAAAUAUUAUCUCAGUCCUGCCGACACAUUGCAGGGCAUCUCUCUCAGGUUUGGAGUGGAUGGCCACGAGAUAUGCAGGAUGAACAACCUACCUCCAAGCGUCAUCCGGACAACCCCACAUCUGCUUCACACGCGAGCCUUCAUCCUCCUCCCUCCCACCGCAAAGCCCCAUCCAUCUCUAAUGCUGAAUGAGGCAGACCAGACCGAGCGCGAGGAGAAGCUAACUGGCGAGUGGCCAAGGCGUACGUAG
Messenger RNA from Cyclocybe aegerita, 804 nucleotides. NCBI's taxonomy places the organism in Eukaryota, Fungi, Basidiomycota, Agaricomycetes, Agaricales, Hemipholiotaceae. The record is from the annotation of a GenBank genome assembly.